CGCAAUACGGAUUCCUACCCCAACAUUGCUUUCACAUAAGUAUAAGUCUCCUCAUCUCCUCAUCCCUCACCACCCCCCUUACCCCACCAACACUUCUCAGUUUCACAUCCACAAAGUCCAUCUCAAAUUCCACCUUGAGGUCAAAUACCAGUCCAUCACAAUGCCGUCUGCUGAUCCUAUUCCCGAGUCGGUGACAUCAACCACUGUCGGCACCCACGAGAAAGCUCAGCGACAAUCUACCGAACCACUUGUCUAUUCUGGAUCUCUCGACUCUUUCAAACACAAUGACUUCACACCAAGUAUCGGACGAGAGAUUCCUGGGCUACAGAUUGAGAAGAUCCUUGCUUCGCCUGAUGCGGAUUCCUUGAUCAGAGAUUUGGCGAUCACUGUUUCCGAAAGAGGUGUCGUAUUUCUCAGAAAUCAAGAUGUAUCAGUUCACUCUCUCAUCGCUCUUGGAAAACGCCUCUCCACUCUCACUGGAAGUCCAUCUUCUUCAGGUCUUCACAUCCACCCAAUCACAGAAGCAGGCAGUGAACUUGGCGAUCAAAUUUCCGUAAUCAGCAGUGUAAAGCAAAAGAAAGGCGCCGCACCGGUCGUCGACCUCUUGACCGAACCAAGUAAAUUCUCCAGCAAUGGAUGGCAUGCAGAUAUCACCUUUGAGCCCGUGCCGUCUGAUUAUGCGAUUUUGAAGAUCCAUACCCUUCCGGAUAGUGGCGGUGAUACGCUCUGGGCGUCUGGUUACGAGAUCUACAAUCGUCUCUCUCCGGCAACAGCCAAAUACCUUGAAGGUUUAACAGCAAUCCAUGACGGCAAUUUUUUCAACGGGAUUGCAGACAGACUCGGUCAUCCUUUGAGAACCGAACCUCGAGGAUCGGAGCUGAACCAAGGAAGCAAUUUGCAGGCUGUGCAUCCUGUCAUUAGGACGAAUCCUGUCACGGGUUGGAAAAGUGUCUUCGUAAACAAAGGAUUCACAAGACGAAUCGUAGAACUCACCAAAGACGAAUCAGAUCUCAUCCUAGACUAUCUAUUUAAACUCGUCGCCCUAAACCACGACAACCAAGUCCGCUUCAAAUGGUCCAAAAACGACGUCGCAAUCUGGGAUAAUAGAUCAAACUGGCAUACCGCAACAUAUGACCAUAAUGAGGUAAGGAUCGGUGAUCGGGUUGUUUCGUUAGGAGAGAAGCCGUAUUUUGAUGCUAGAAGUGUGGGGAGAAGGGAAGGGUUGGAGAGGAGGGAGAGGGAGAAAGAAAAGAUAGAGGUAGAUGAGAAGAAGAAUGGAGAAGAGAAGGUGGUGGCAAGAGGGGAAGGCGAAGAUCUGGUGAUUAGAGAGAAGGAGGGCGCUGCUGAAGCGGAACUCAAGUAACAUAGGGGCUGGUUAGCAGUGAGUAAGCGAGCUGGGAAUG
Molecule: messenger RNA, 1403 nt
Organism: Cadophora gregata
Lineage: Eukaryota; Fungi; Ascomycota; Leotiomycetes; Helotiales; Ploettnerulaceae
Exons: 6
Coding region: 161-1363 (400 amino acids)
Cellular component (GO): cytoplasm
Molecular function (GO): 2-oxoglutarate-dependent dioxygenase activity
Source: RefSeq, a predicted model, not a curated record